AUGUCUCUUCCAGUCAAUGUUCAUAUCUCUACCCACCCGUGCCUCCAAGCCAAGCUCUCUUUAAUUCGCUCAUCCUCUACUACUCCCCGCGAGACACGAGGCCUAGUUCAUGACAUUGCCAACAUUCUAGGCGUUGAGGCCUUUUCCGGGCUCAAGCUAGCUAAGACAGGAACUGACACCACCCCUCUCGGAGUCGAGUAUGAAACGCAGGGCAUCGACCCAGCAGAUCUGGCUCUAGUGCCCAUCCUUCGCUCUGGCCUGGGAAUGGUUGAUGCCCUGAACGACCUUCUCCCCACUCCCGUCCCCGUCUACCACCUAGGUCUCUUUCGCGAGAAAGUUUCCCUCCAACCCGUAGAAUACUACAACAACCUCCCCUUCCACCGGUCGGAGUUGUCUCUUGCAUCCCCCGCCUCUCUAAACCCAACCACCAACACCGCAGCCGCCACACUGGCUGUCCUACUAGACCCGGUUAUUGCGACAGGUGCAACAGCAGAAGCGGCUAUCCAGUUGCUGCGUGAUUGGGGCGUGAAGAAGGUCAUUAUGCUCAGUGUGCUGGCUUCAGAGGAGGGCAUCCAGCGUGCUGCCGGCACUUGGGAUCAGGUCGAGGUUUACGUUGGUGGUAUUGAUAAAGGCGUGAAUGAGAAGGGAAUGAUCGUUCCCGGACUCGGGGACAUUGGGGAUCGACUGUUUGUUGCCGUUGGAAAGUAG
Penicillium olsonii is the source of this 708-nucleotide messenger RNA. Lineage: Eukaryota; Fungi; Ascomycota; Eurotiomycetes; Eurotiales; Aspergillaceae. The record is from the annotation of a GenBank genome assembly.